Tripterygium wilfordii is the source of this 526-nucleotide messenger RNA. Its product is annotated as heavy metal-associated isoprenylated plant protein 43-like. The record is from RefSeq and is a predicted model, not a curated record. The transcript has 3 exons. The coding region runs from base 103 to 453 and encodes 116 amino acids. Gene Ontology annotation, molecular function: metal ion binding. NCBI's taxonomy places the organism in Eukaryota, Viridiplantae, Streptophyta, Magnoliopsida, Celastrales, Celastraceae.
GUUGACAUUGACUAAUUACAUUCUCUGAUCGUUGAGAUUAGUGUGCGAUGCCUGCAAUGAGAGGAAGACCCAGUUGGCCAUUGUUUCCCUCUUCUGCUUCCAAUGAAGAAAACAGUGAUAAAGGUUAACAUAAACUGCCAGAUAUGCAAGACAGAAGCACUGAAAGCAGUGACCAAACUUUCAGGUAUCGAUCAGAUCUCAGUUGAUGGUGAGAAGCAGACACUAACCGUUAUCGGGGAGGUUGAUCCAGUUAAGGUCAUAAAGCAGCUAAGGAAGGUUGGAAGGAUUGCACAUAUUGUGAGUGUUGGACCACCAGAGACUCCAAAACCUAAACCCCCAGACGAUCCUGUUAUUCCUCCUCCUCCUCUGCCUCCUUAUUGUAAUGGAUGCCAACUUGUCCCAGUUGGCUAUAUAGAUGAUCCCUAUAAUCACAGUGUUUGUGUCAUCCUUUGAAGGAUUUAUUGUUUCGUUUGUAUCAUCUGUGUUGGGUUCUUUCAUCAAAUAAAUUUGGUAAUCAAAAUAUUGC